Messenger RNA from Thamnophis elegans (Western terrestrial garter snake), 1143 nucleotides. RefSeq names its product ethanolamine kinase 2 (gene ETNK2). Gene Ontology annotation, biological process: phosphatidylethanolamine biosynthetic process. Gene Ontology annotation, cellular component: cytoplasm. The record is from RefSeq and is a predicted model, not a curated record. The transcript has 8 exons. Lineage: Eukaryota; Metazoa; Chordata; Lepidosauria; Squamata; Natricidae. Bases 1 to 1143 code for a protein of 380 amino acids. Gene Ontology annotation, molecular function: ethanolamine kinase activity.
AUGGAGGGAGCGGAGGAGGAGGAGGAGGAGGAGAGCGCGCGCGUCCUCUCCAGCCACCCAGCCGUCCGGCGUGUCAGCAUUGCAGUGGAUGAGACUAACGUCCUGCCGGGGGCUCUGCAGCUGAUCCGAACGCUCAGACCACAAUGGGAGACGGAGCGAGUUAAAACCAAGCUCUUCACUGAAGGCAUCACCAACAAGCUAAUGGCUUGUUUCACAGAUGAGAAUAUGAGAGAUGCAGUCCUAGUGCGGGUCUAUGGCAGGAAAACAGAGCUUAUUGUGGACCGAGCCAAUGAGCUGAGAAAUUUCCAAGUCCUCCAGGACAACGGCUGUGCCCCCAACCUCUUCUGCACUUUUGAGAAUGGAUAUUGCUAUGAAUUCAUGUCAGGGAAAGCUCUGGGACCAGAACAUAUCCGGGAGCCAAGUAUGUUCAGGCUAGUAGCCCAGGAGAUGGCCAAAAUGCACAAGAUUCACACCAAUGGGAAUCUUGCCAAGCCUUGUCUUUGGCACAGAUUGUUCAAGUACCUUAAUAUUGUGAAAACGGAGUUUGCUAAAAAGGCAUCAAAUUCCAGCUUCCUUCAGGAAAUGCAGAUUCCUAGCCUAGAGGUAUUAGAAGAAGAGAUUCAUUGGAUGAAGGAACAUCUCUCCCAGCUUCAGUCUCCAAUCGUCUUCUGCCACAAUGACCUUUUGAGCAAGAACAUCAUCUACAACAAAGCCGAAGGUCAUGUCCGGUUCAUAGAUUAUGAAUAUACUGGCUACAAUUAUCAAGCAUACGACAUUGGGAAUCAUUUUAAUGAAUUUGCAGGGCUCAAUGAAGUCGAUUACAGCUUAUUUCCAUGCAAGGAAGUCCAGUUGCAAUGGCUGAGGUACUACCUGCAGUCUUACAAGAAACUAAGUCCAGAGGACCAGGGAGAAGGAAAUAAAAGCAGAGGAGAGAGUGGAGCAGUGUCUGAAGAAGAACUGGAGAGUCUCUACAUGCAAGUGAACCAGUUUGCUUUGGCUUCCCAUUUUCUGUGGGCUUGCUGGGGCCUGAUCCAAGCCCAAUUCUCUACAAUAGACUUUGAUUUUGCCAGGUACGCAGACAUAAGAUUUAAGCAGUACUUUAAAACAAAACCUGUGGUGACUUCCCUUCAAAUGUCCAAGUGA